Molecule: messenger RNA, 2073 nt
Organism: Plasmopara halstedii
Lineage: Eukaryota; Oomycota; Peronosporomycetes; Peronosporales; Peronosporaceae
Product: spx domain-containing membrane protein
Exons: 2
Coding region: 1-2073 (690 amino acids)
Biological process (GO): transmembrane transport
Cellular component (GO): membrane
Molecular function (GO): transmembrane transporter activity
Source: RefSeq, a predicted model, not a curated record
AUGGUUCAGUUUGCUAAGAAGCUGGCAGCGGCGCAGAAACCGGAGUGGAAAGGACAUUACCUUGAAUACAAGCAGCUGAAGAAGAAGCUACGUGAAGUAUUAGAGGCUCAACGCAAUGAAACACGCAAAGAGCAAGAGAAUUUUAAACAUGCGCUGGACUCGGAGGUUGAGCGUGUGGUGCUUUUCUUCCUCACGAAGCAGGGUGAGUUUGCCACGACAUUACAGGGACUGCGUCUGCAGCAGAUGGAGCUCGAGUCUGGUGACCUAGAGGCCGUGCACGCUAUAUCUGAUAUGUACCGACACGUUGGAGAUGAGCUGGUGAAUCUGCUGCAGUUUGUGGAGCUCAAUGCUACUGGCAUUCGCAAAAUUCUCAAAAAGCAUGACAAGUCGUUAAAAGAGCACAAAAUUAUGGGCUCGUACCUUUCGUCCCGUACAGAUUCGCAGGCUUCGCAUUUGCAGCAAUUGUACCAUGAUGAAGGCAUUUCUGCAAUUAUUGCGAGUAUUCGCGCCGCGCUGACCAAGUUGCGCAAACUCGAGGUUCAGGUGGCAGCAGAAGCUACAAAAAAUAUAUUAACGAAAACAAUAUCUGAGGAUGAGCCUGUGUUAAAUCGUAUCGGUCAAGCACGUCGUAGACUUCACAAGUCGACACAAUAUGUAAAAGCUGUCGCUGCGCGUUCUUUAAUUUUUGACUCGGAAUACUCGGAAGACGAAGAUGAAACGUACGAUAUGCUGAAGCGUCUAAAACAGGCUUCAAAACCUUCUCGUCUGCUCAAUAUGCUUAAUACGUUCUUGUAUAUGACUAAUUACUACAUUGUGGCUCCUACAAGUGGCAAGUAUGCCGCUGAGCUGGGCGCUGAAGCAUCGAUGAGUGGUGUGAUCGUUGGUAUGACGCCUGUUGCAUCUCUUGCAAGUGCCGUGCUGUACAGCUGGUGGGCCAAUCGAUCGUAUAAAGCUUCAUUAUCUUUUGCCACCGUCUGUCUGAUGUUAGGCAAUUUGCUGUACGGUAUGGCGCUGUCAUAUGACAGCGUCGCAAUGGCAUUGGCUGGUCGGAUGCUGAAUGGCUUUGGAGGUGCUCGUGCGAUCAAUCGUCGGUAUAUUGCAGAUAAUUAUUCUAGGGAAGAACGUACACAAGCAUCGGCAAUGUUUGUCACUGCUAGUGCACUAGGUAUGGCUGCAGGACCUGCACUUGCUGCUGCUCUCCAUUAUCUUCCUGAUCUAAAGGCUGCUGGCAUUGUAAUUACUACUGAAACAGCGCCAGGAUGGGUUAUGUUUGCGCUUUGGACUUUGUAUCUUGUUGCUUUAUUGGUCUGGUUCAAAGAGCCUAACCGAUUGGAAAGGGAACGUUUUCUGGAGAGCCGACGAUCGAUGCUUGAAAAUGGAUUAAUUAGCUCGAGCAUUGUAGAAGUAGCAGCCCAACUGAAGGAGACGACGCCGUUGAUGGCGCGAUCUCAUUCAAUUACCCCCCCUCCGCCUCUUAUAUCACUUUGGCACAAUGUAUCGGUUGUGGCGUCUCUAUUCAUUUACAUCGUGCUCAAGCUGGUGUUGGAGUGCUUGAUUACGGCCAGCUCAACAAUUGCAAUGUAUUACUUUCAUUGGGGUUCGACAAAUAAUGGAUUGUACCUGGCUGCGUUAGGGUUGCUCAUGUUUCCGACCAAUAUGGUGGUCGGUUGGAUGACUUUCCGUUAUGAAGAUCGAGAAAUAAUUAUGCUCUCAGAGGCUGCCAUGUUUGUUGGAGUUGGCGUUAUCAUCAAUUAUGGUCACUAUUCCGUCGCGCAAUUUGUCGUUGGAGGCGUGAUUAUUUUUAUCUCUACCAAUGUACUAGAGGGUGUCAACAUGUCGUUGCUGUCCAAGACAAUACCGAAGUCUUUUGCAAAGGGAACUUUUAACUCUGGCUUAUUAGCGACCGAAGCUGGCACCUUCGGACGAGCUAUUGGUGAUAUUGCAAUCACUCUAGUAGGUUUACCUGGGAUUCAGUAUGUGCUCAACUACACGUUUGCACCGCUCUCCGCAAUCUCACUUCUAACAAUUCUUUACACGUCCCGCGUGUACCAUAAGCUUGCCACUGACGACUGA